Molecule: messenger RNA, 2007 nt
Organism: Cadophora gregata
Lineage: Eukaryota; Fungi; Ascomycota; Leotiomycetes; Helotiales; Ploettnerulaceae
Gene: GAA1
Product: Glycosyl phosphatidyl inositol protein transamidase complex subunit
Exons: 4
Coding region: 1-2007 (668 amino acids)
Biological process (GO): attachment of GPI anchor to protein
Cellular component (GO): GPI-anchor transamidase complex; membrane
Source: RefSeq, a predicted model, not a curated record
AUGUGUAGUGACAUUGUUAUGUGUGGAGUGAAUUUUCCAGUGUCGUCGCUUCAAGAAGCGCGUCUUCCCUUCAGGGAGCUAGCUGCAGCAACACCAAAUGCGCUACCAACUUUCAACACAAUUCGCUCCUUGAACAUGGUCUCUCUCUUAUCUUCCAGUAUUUUGCUGCGGCAUAAUCCAUUGCUCCUCAAGCUACCUCCAUAUCUGUCCUUUCUCUGCAUAGUUGUUGGUGUCGCAUGGCUGCUUGUUUUACCUCUAGACGACUAUUCACGGAAGACUUAUAUCUCAGAGAACGCUCUUCUCCCGGGCCAGGUCCAUACUUAUUUUGCUGGGAGCGACCAGAACGUGUUUCGAGGUUAUAAGCAUGAGGUUGAUGCGCUGGAGGGGAAGAGUAACAUCGAGAUAAAUAACAAGCUGGAGGAGUUCUUUAUAUCCUCUGGGCUGAAGGUCGCUAGGCAAAAGUACGAGUACAAGUCUGCAGGCGAAACAUAUUUCGGGGAGAAUAUAUAUGCCAUACUUCACGCCCCCAGAGGAGAUGCCACGGAAGCCAUUGUGCUUGUAGGAGCCUGGAAGAAUAUCGAGGAGGAGCUCAAUCGGAGCGGAGUUGCCCUCGUCCUUACGUUGGCCCGAUACUUCAAGAGAUGGUCUCUUUGGUCGAAGGAUAUAAUUUUCCUGGUCACAGCAGAUAGCACAGCUGGACCGCAAGCUUGGGUUGACGCCUAUCAUGAUACACACCAAUCUCCAUCAAUUGACUCACUUCCUUUGAAGAGUGGAGCGUUGCAAGGAGCAGUGGUCAUUGACUACCCAUUCGAUCACCGUUUCGAGUCCAUCCAUGUUGUCUAUGAUGGAACCAAUGGGCAGCUCCCAAACUUGGACAUCUUGAAUACAGUGGUAUCUAUCGCAAGCGGCCAGAUGGGUAUUGGAGUUUCUAUUCAGAGAAUGUGGAAGCAUACGGACAGCUACCAGGACCGACUCCAGACUAUGCUUCGUGGGAUGCUGAAGCAAGGCCUCGGUUAUGCAUCUGGACCACACAGCAGCUUCAUUCCCUACCACGUUGAUGCUAUUACGCUACAGCCCUUUGGAGACGGAUGGCAAGACGAAAUGGCAAUGGGAAGAGUCAUCGAAAGCACCUUCCGAAGUCUGAAUAAUCUGUUGGAACAUCUGCAUCAGAGCUUCUUCUUCUACCUGCUCAUGCAGUCCAACCGUUUUGUCAGCAUUGGCACUUACCUUCCAAGUGCCAUGCUGGUGGCCGUCAACUUCACCAUCAUGGCGAUCUUCCUUUGGAUCAAGAGCGGAUCGCCCAAGAGUCCGCCGAAAGAGUCAUCCAAGGAAGGAGAAAAUAAGCAACUGGAUCUGGUGAAGGGAGCUAGUGCAAUUGUACUCGUUCCAGAGGAGAUUAUGACAGUGCGAGAGCGAGAGCUUUUUCUACCACUAGCUGUGGUCGCUGGCAUCCAUUUGCUAGGAAUUCUGCCCCUCUUCAUUUUCAAUCACGCGCCUCAGAAUAUGCUACGAGCUGUGUUCAUCUUUACAGUUGCGUUGAAUUGCAUCCUCCCCUUCUUCCUCUCCAACAGCCUAGUUCAGUACUUCGCUCCAACCACUCAACAAUACACGCUAAUAAAAGCGUUCUCGCUACUUCUCCUUGGAAUGUUCCUAUCUGCUCUUGCCACACUUAACUUCUCCCUGGCGUUCCUCGUUGGCUUAUUUUCUGCUCCUUUAACCUACAUCCAACCACUUCCGAAUAACCCUAUCAUUGCGAUUGCCAUAGCCUGUUUAUUGACUCUACUGGCGCCUACCACGGUGGUGAUGGCAGGGUCGUGGCACUGGGCAUUAAGCAUUGGGCAGGUGUUGAAGGAGGCUGCUUUUGGAUGGGACGUCUGGGGUAUGAAUACGCAGGUGGUGGUCUGGUGCGUUUGGUGGCCGGCUUGGGUUGUAGGCAUGCUUUUGUUGUUUGGCAAGCCCAGGUUGGACGAGGAGAGAAACGGGGAAGUGAUUAUAGUGAAAGCGUAG